Messenger RNA from Geosmithia morbida, 1647 nucleotides. RefSeq names its product Acyltransferase family. NCBI's taxonomy places the organism in Eukaryota, Fungi, Ascomycota, Sordariomycetes, Hypocreales, Bionectriaceae. The transcript has a single exon. Bases 1 to 1647 code for a protein of 548 amino acids. The record is from RefSeq and is a predicted model, not a curated record. Gene Ontology annotation, molecular function: acyltransferase activity, transferring groups other than amino-acyl groups. Gene Ontology annotation, biological process: polysaccharide biosynthetic process. Gene Ontology annotation, cellular component: membrane.
AUGCUGGGCCACGGGGCCGCCCCGCCCGGGUCCCUCGAGCCCUACGAGUCGUGGGGCUCCCUGCCCAUCGUCUGCCUCCUCCACCGGGGUCGGCCGAUGGUGGCCAUCUUCUUCGCCAUCUCGGGCUACGUCGUGUGCCGGCACAUCCUGCGGGCCAUCCACGAGCGGCGCAUCGACGCGGCCUACCGGUCGCUGGCCUCGGCCGCCCUCCGCCGCGCCUUCCGGCUGUACAUACCGCCGACGGUGAGCAUGCUCCUCGUCGCCGUCCUGGCGCAGAUGGGCGCCUUCAGGUCGGAGACGGACAUCUACAAGGGGCCCGACUCGGUCUACAUCAACGGCACCGUGUCCGAGCUCAAGCUGGCCGGCGCCCGUGCCCGCUGCCCGCGCGGCAUCCCGGCCGUCCGCGGCGCCGGCGGCAUAGCCGACUACCUCGACCUCGGCAGCCCGGACUACCUGUACAACCUGACCGGGUGGGACGGCGACAGCCGCAUCUGCAUCAACACGACGUCGCAGCUCUUCGGCCCGGCCAGCGUCUACGACGGCCUCGUCAACCCGGCCGACGGCCAGAUCGCCAAGAUGUCCAACCUCACGCGCGGGCUCGGCACCUACGCCCUGCAGAGCUACGUCUCGGCCGGCGUCUACGCUUACCAGCACGACGUGCCCUACGCCGGGCCGGUGCCGAUGCGCAUCACCGGCUCCAACGUCACCAACUGCACCGAGUUCAAGCUCGUCCAGCUGGGCGGCAUGUGGGAGGAGCACCCGCUCAUCCACGACAACGCCACCUACGCCGUGCAGAACUUCACCCGCGUCUACACCGAGUGGGUCAACCCCUUCAACUUCGGCCACUACCACACCCGCUACGACCCCCACACCUUCACGAUCCCCAUGGAGUUCCGCGCCUCGCUGGUGCUGUACAUCUUCCUCCUCGCCACGGCCGCCGUCAGGCCGAGGUGGCGUCUCGGCCUGGCCUGCGGCGUCGCCGCCUACAGCCUGCACUUUGGCCGCUGGGACGUCGCCGCCUUCAUGGGCGCCAUGGCCAUGUCCGAGUACGACAUCCGCGCCGGCGCCCGAGCCGGCCACUACCGUCUCCUCCAGUCCGAGUCCCCGUCGCCGCACGCGUCGUCGUCGUCGUCGUCGUCCUGGCUGGGCGGCCGCGACCAGAAGCAGCGCCGCCGCCGCGCCUCGGCCGUCCGAUGGGCCCUCACCAUCCUGGCCCUCCACCUCCUCUCCUACCCGGACUCGUCGGCGGAGUACACGCCCGGCUUCAGGAUGCUGGCCGCCUGGAUGCCCAGAUACUACAUGCCGAUAUCGGGGUGGAUGUACUACCAGUCCGUGGGCGCCGUCCUGCUCCUCCGCUGCAUCCUGCACGAGCCCGUCCUGUGCAGGUUCCUCGAGUCCCCCGUGCCGCAGCAUCUCGGCCGCAUCAGCUUCUCGUUCUACCUGGUCCACGGCCCCAUCCUGCACUCGCUGGGCUUCUGGGUCAUGCCUCGACUCUUCGACCUGUUCGGCCAGCCCGUCGGCUUUGCCAUCGGAUGGACCGUCCUGCUCAGCCUCGCGCUGUACGUGUCGAAUAUCUGGUAUAGGCAUGUCGACACGUGGAGCAUGGGUGUCGGUCGCAGGGUCGAGAGGUUCCUGCUCGAGGAUUGA